Molecule: messenger RNA, 1374 nt
Organism: Didymella exigua CBS 183.55
Lineage: Eukaryota; Fungi; Ascomycota; Dothideomycetes; Pleosporales; Didymellaceae
Product: glycoside hydrolase family 7 protein
Exons: 3
Coding region: 1-1374 (457 amino acids)
Biological process (GO): carbohydrate metabolic process
Molecular function (GO): hydrolase activity, hydrolyzing O-glycosyl compounds
Source: RefSeq, a predicted model, not a curated record
AUGUACAGGUCUCUUGCUCUCACCUCGCUCACUUUUCUGAGUGCCGUCCGCGCCCAGCAGGUCGGCACUUCCACAACUGAGACCCACCCCCAGCUCAACUGGAAGACCUGCACUGGUACUGGUGGUAACAGCUGCACCACCAAGGCUGGAUCUGUCACCCUUGACUCCAACUGGCGCUGGGCCCACAACACUGGCGGAUACACCAACUGCUACACUGGCAACACAUGGGAUGCUACCCUUUGCCCUGACGGCGCCACCUGCGCCAAGAACUGCGCAAUUGAUGGAGCUGACUACUCUGGUACCUACGGUAUCACUGCUGGCAGCGAUGCCUUGACCCUCAGGUUCGUUACCAAGGGCCCGUACUCCACAAACAUUGGAUCCCGCACCUACCUCAUGGAGACAGACACCAAGUACCAGAUGUUCAACCUCAUCAACCAGGAGUUCACCUUCGAUGUCGAUGUGUCAAACCUUCCUUGUGGUCUGAACGGUGCUCUGUACUUCGUCGAGAUGGCCUCGGAUGGUGGCCUUAACAAGGGCAACAACGCCGCUGGUGCCAAGUACGGAACUGGAUACUGUGACGCUCAGUGCCCCCACGACAUCAAGUGGAUCAAUGGCAAGGCCAACAGCGAAGGCUGGGUCCCAUCCACCGGCGACACCAACGCCGGCGCCGGCACCACCGGUGCCUGCUGCCCUGAGAUGGACAUCUGGGAGGCCAACAGCAUCUCGACCGCCUUCACCCCCCACCCCUGCAAGGGCGCGGGUCUUGUUGCCUGCACAGGCACCGACUGCGGCGAUGGUGACAACCGCUACAACGGUGUCUGCGACAAGGACGGCUGCGAUUUCAACAGCUACCGCAUGGGCGCAAAGAGCUUCUAUGGCCCCGGCGCCACCCUCGACACCAAGGCUAAGAUGACCGUUGUCACUCAGUUCAUCGGCUCCGGCUCCUCCCUGUCUGAGAUCAAGCGCUUCUACGUGCAGAAUGGCAAGGUGUUCAAGAACAGCGAGUCCACCGUUUCCGGUGUCACCGGCAACUCGAUCACCAACAGCUUCUGCACAGCCCAGAAGACUGUUUUCGGCGACAACAACUCUUUCUCCACCCUCGGUGGGCUCAACGGCAUGGCCGCUUCGCUUGCUCGCGGCCACGUUCUCGUCAUGUCUCUUUGGGACGACCACGCAGUCAACAUGCUCUGGCUCGACUCCACCUACCCCACCACCGCUGACCCCAGCAAGCCUGGUGUUGCCCGCGGUACUUGCCCCAUCACCUCUGGCAAGCCUGCGGACCUUGAGGCGAACAGCCCCAACUCCAGCGUUGUCUUCUCCAACAUCAAGUUCGGCCCCAUUGGCUCUACUUUCAACCAGGCCGCCGCUGUCUAA